Corvus hawaiiensis (hawaiian crow) is the source of this 2236-nucleotide messenger RNA. It is a transcript of the gene NFU1, whose product is annotated as NFU1 iron-sulfur cluster scaffold. The transcript is spliced from 8 exons. Gene Ontology annotation, molecular function: iron-sulfur cluster binding; iron ion binding. The coding region runs from base 32 to 790 and encodes 252 amino acids. Gene Ontology annotation, biological process: iron-sulfur cluster assembly. The record is from RefSeq and is a predicted model, not a curated record. Gene Ontology annotation, cellular component: mitochondrion. NCBI's taxonomy places the organism in Eukaryota, Metazoa, Chordata, Aves, Passeriformes, Corvidae.
CCGCCAAGGAGCGGCCCCGAGGAGCGCCAAGAUGGCGGCGGCGCGGCGGCUCUGCGCGGCGGCGGGGCUGGGCGGGCGGUUCUGUCAUAUGCUGUUAAAAGAUCAUAAUCUGACAACUCGACAGCCUUUCCACCAACUUCUGCAAAAGAAGCCAUCUCUUCCAUCUGCUGUGUGGCAUCGUGCAGUAAGAGGCAUGUUUAUUCAAACUCAGGACACACCAAAUCCAAAUAGCUUGAAGUUUAUUCCAGGAAGGGAAGUGCUGGAAUCGAGGACUAUGGAGUUUUCUACACCAGCUGCAGCAUAUUGCUCACCUUUAGCAAGACAGUUAUUCCGGGUUGAAGGAGUUAAAAGUGUUUUCUUUGGACCAGACUUCAUCACAAUCACCAAGGAGAGUGAAGACCUGGACUGGAACUUACUGAAACCAGAUAUUUAUGCAACUAUAAUGGAUUUCUUUGCCUCUGGCUUACCUGUGGUUACUGAUGAGGCACCUAGGACAGACACAGCUGCUUCAGAAGAAGAUGAUGAAGUUGUACUGAUGAUUAAGGAGCUGCUGGAUACAAGAAUCAGGCCCACAGUGCAAGAAGAUGGUGGUGAUGUUAUUUACAAAGGCUUUGAGGAUGGGAUUGUGCAGCUGAAGCUGCAGGGUUCGUGCACCAGCUGCCCCAGUUCCGUCAUCACCCUCAAGAACGGGAUACAGAACAUGCUCCAGUUCUACAUCCCUGAGGUCGAAGGCGUCGAACAGGUUGUUGACGACGAUGAUGACGUGGAGAAAGAAGCAAAUUCUACUUGAGCUUCAUCAUCUGUGGCCAAAUAAGCAUUUACCUCCUCAUGUAUGUAAACCAUCUUUGUGCUGAGGAACAACCAAAUCUGCCUUGUCAGAAAAAUAGUUGUACUUACAGUGAGAAUGUACCACCAGUUUAAGCAGUUCAUCCAUUAAUUUAUUAAAUGCCCUGUAUUACAAAAAAAAUCUUUUGUUCUACUUUGUGCUAUGUCUUUACAAAGAAAUGGUGGGCUCGGAAAACGGUGAUGUGUUUCUGUAUUGUUUUUUCAUACAGAAACUUCAAUACUGAAAAAAAAAAGAAGGCAUAAGUUUCUUGACUUUUUUUGUGCAAUAGCAAUAUUAAAUAUUUAUUCCCCCAACUCUGGGACUGACAGGACUCUCUGUCCUUACUCUGUAAAUGGGAGCUUCAGGAAUGUUAAUUUUAUCAAGUCUUGUUAAAAAGCUGCUGAUUCCUAUCAAAUUUUUGUGUGUGAAAGAUAACCUGUAACAUCAACUGUUCAUUUUGGAGGAUGUAACACUGCCAUGGCUGUGGAAAGUUACCACUGUGCAAACAAUAGCAACAGAAACAAAAAACGUUUGUUAUAAAAAUCGUAUCUUCUAAAGUAAAUGUUAGAAAAGAAUGAUUCUUAUCAGCUUCAGUAAGUACAGAGACUAAUUAGCUCAUUUAGAAGUAAAAUUGUUCAGCCACCAUUAGUGGUGUGUUUAAACAUGCAGCAGCUGAUUUCUCGGUGUAAUUCUCCACCACGGGGGGAAGGUGCAGUGCUGGAGGGCACGGACUGCCUGUGCAGGAUGGCAGAGGGAAGGAGGGACUGUGUUUGUGUCUGCUCCUGCCACAUCCUGUUUGCUCUCCGGCCUCGUACCUUGGCUGCCUCUGCAGGGCGACGUGGCAGAGCAGGGCUCCUUCCAGUCCUGCACACUAUGGAAGAGAAAUAUUUGUUGUUCUGACAUUGAAAUACUUAAAUGGGGCUUUGCAAGGAGCUGUGUUUACUUUCGUGGGUAGGAAUGAUUUCUUCCUGGUGCCUGGCUUCAGCAGAUGGCUUUGUGACCAGGAAUUCUGUUCCUACUGGAAGAUGGGGAAAUGGAAGAAAAAUCAGGGUGUGAAGUCAGCCCUUCCCAAGUGACGGGGGAGAGAAGCACUGAGAGCAGGAUGGGAGAGCGCUGCUCUGCACGCUCCAGUCCCGAGAUACCUCCCUUGGCUUGUCCCGGUGUGUCCUCACUGUGGAAGAAAGGCCGGGAGAUGGCUGUGUGCUGGCUGCAGGCUUCUAAUGUUUCUGAGAUCCGGUGACCUCACUGCUCUGUGUUCAGCCAGGUUCUGGCAGCAACUUCAAAAUACUCCCCGUCCGGGUUCUUUUAUGUGUCCUGACAUUGUGGGUGGUUUUCCGUGCUUUUUAAGGAAAUAUUUCUUUAUUGACUUUUUAGUGUAAUACAAAGUUGAAUGAAUGGCAUUUUUCUUAA